GGAAUGGGGAAUCCGCGGCGCCAUGGACCUUCCUGAUUGGUUCACGGCAUAUCCCUUUCCUUGGUUCCAGGUGUUGUUUGGCAAUGGAGGAGUAGACCCGCCGAUCCUCAGCAUGUUGCUGUUCUCCAUCAAUUCGAUAGCAGGUGCCAUCGGUGCGCCCAUCUGGGCCUCCUUGGCCAAAAGGGCACAACCCCGGCACCUCUUGGCUGCAGGCAUGCUCCUGCAGGUGCCUUUUCUGACGUACAUGCUCUGUGUGCAUCGUCCCAAUCUCUCCUUGGCCAUCACGUUGGUUUUCUUCCAGGGCUUAGCGAGUUCAGGCUCACUGAUCUUCAUUUGCUUCAACUUCAUGAUGAGUAUCAAGGCGGAUGUGAGCCACGCAGCCUAUCGCAUGGGCAUCCUGGAGAUGACCCGACAGGCAGUGACGUGGUUCAUCACGGCUUACAUCUUCAUGGCCUCACCCAGUACCAAGGAGGGUACUGCUGGAGAACCACUUCCACCUGCCGUUUAUUGGCUGCUGCUCCCGGCCACUGCAGUGGUGGUCCUGGCUACGAUGGUUCCGGGCGUCCUCUUCUGCAUGGCCCCGGGCCCCUACCGUGAAGAUGGACUGCCCAGCUGGGAAUUCAAGAACUUUUGGAAGAAAGGAAGCUUUGUGAUUCUGUCCAUCUCAGAUAUUCUCGGAAGCUUGGUGGUUUUCCCCAGCACUUGCUACAUCCAGUGGUGGUUGGCCAAUGGCUGGGACGAUAUGUCUCUGGCGUUUCUGAGCGUUGUCUUUGCGUUCGCCUUGGCAGGUGUGACCGUCCUGUGGGCGAAGGCCUUGGGAAGUGCCAUGAUGCACGGCUUCGCGUUGCUCAUGGGCGUGACUUUGCUGCUGCCACCGGCCACCAUCCUCCGCGCCAUCGUGCAAAUGGAGGUCUCUACCUUCACCUUUUUGGGACGAUCCAAUGUGGCCGUGAUCAUUUGUUGCCUCUCGCUGAUCUACGAGGGAGUUCGAAUGUCUUCAGCUUGGGCUGUGAAGGUCCGGGUGCUGAAUUCCAGGUGGAGGUUGUUGAGCUAUGGCACUGUCGCAAUCUCUUUGCAAGGAUUCGCGAGUUUUCUCUCGCCCUUCCUCUGUGAAUACCUGGCGCGACGGCACGCCACGACCUUUAUCUCCGCCAAUCAGAAGGAGUUGGCCGACGCAACGUUGGUCACCAUGGUGCCGUUGUCGCUGGUCCAAUUUGCCAUGCAAAUCGUGGCAGCGCCUUGGAUCCGGCAUGACUUGGGGAUUGCUUCCUCGCACUCGCUGUAUCGCGACAGUCGGGACUUUUUUCGCUGCCGCCAUUGGACCUUGAAGCGUUCGGCCUGGCGGCGGCUGCCACCGCAGAUGGCCAUCUUCUGCGGCGUGGCCUUAGGCGCUCUUGCCCUUUCUGUUCAGAGUCAUUUGAUGGAAAGGCCCAUUCCCUUCGCUCCGGUGCGGCUGUGUUCGGGCGGCUUUCAACGGUCCGCCUGCGAACAUCUGGCGGAUGAGACCGAUCCGCGAGCCGCAGACAUCUUUGGAGUGCGUGGGAAAGGCAGUUAUGGGCUGAAUCGCUUUGGACACAGCACCAGCGGGAAGUUCAACUGCCAGGUGCGGAUGACAAAGCUUGAGGGAGACACCUUCGUCUUUUGGCCCAAGGGCAGAUGUCAAGUUUGGAGAUGUCACAAUGGUAUCGAUGGCCGCCGGGGCAAACCCAGCACGGACGGACGAGAGGUUUGGUCGCAGCACUGCAACGUCUCAGGUCAGAACCAUAUCAUGGCGCAUCUCUUCGAAUGGCCUUGGCCAGAUGUCGCUAGAGAGUGCGAGUCUUAUCUGGGCCCGGCUGGCUUCAGCGCGGUGCAAGUCUCGCCCCCCGCAGAACAUGUGAUUGGACCUUCCUGGUCCACACGUUAUCAGCCCGUUUCCUUCAAGUUGGAUUCCCGUGGAGGAACGCCUGAUCAGUUCAAUGACAUGGUGACCAGGUGA
This is a messenger RNA of Cladocopium goreaui, 1978 nucleotides long. Lineage: Eukaryota; Dinophyceae; Suessiales; Symbiodiniaceae. The record is from the annotation of a GenBank genome assembly.